Messenger RNA from Vitis riparia (riverbank grape), 1601 nucleotides. RefSeq names its product agmatine deiminase. The coding region runs from base 170 to 1294 and encodes 374 amino acids. NCBI's taxonomy places the organism in Eukaryota, Viridiplantae, Streptophyta, Magnoliopsida, Vitales, Vitaceae. The transcript is spliced from 10 exons. Gene Ontology annotation, biological process: putrescine biosynthetic process. The record is from RefSeq and is a predicted model, not a curated record. Gene Ontology annotation, molecular function: protein-arginine deiminase activity; agmatine deiminase activity.
AUCGUACUCCUGAACUGGUGCUCUUGAAACCGUAACCGGACCCACCCGUGUGUUCUUUUUGAUGAAUAGCAAUUUUACGCCCUUUGAAUAAUAAAAGCGUACCAAGCCUUUCUUGUGGGUACUUUUGUAGAAUAGCAGUGUCAGCAGAGAGACUGAGAGAGGGGUGGGAAUGGAGAUAGAGGGGACGCCGGCUCUCCAUGGAUACCACAUGCCUGCAGAGUGGGAACCCCAUUCACAGUGUUGGAUGGGUUGGCCUGAGCGUCCAGAUAACUGGCGAGACCAUGCAGGGCCUGCCCAACGCGUAUUCACUGAAGUAGCAUCUGCAAUCUCAAAGUUUGAGCCUGUGACUGUCUGUGCAAGUGCUGCUCAGUGGGCCAAUGCACGUAGCCUGCUACCACAACAUAUCAGGGUUGUUGAGAUGAGUAUGGAUGAUUCUUGGUUCCGUGAUACUGGACCGACUUUUGUUGUAAUCAAGCCCACACCAAGUUCUGCUGCUCCAGUGCAAAAGAUUGCAGGAAUUGAUUGGAAUUUUAAUAGUUGGGGAGGCUAUGAUGAUGGUUGUUACAAUGAUUGGAGUCUUGAUCUUCUCGUGGCAAAGAAGAUUCUGGAAAUUGAGAGGGUUCCCAGGUUUCCACAGUCUAUGAUUCUUGAAGGUGGAAGUAUUCAUGUAGAUGGAGAAGGAACUUGCCUUACUACAGAGGAGUGCCUCUUGAAUAAAAAUAGGAACCCGCAUUUGACUAAGGAGCAAAUAGAGGCUGAGCUUAAGUCCUAUCUUGGAGUCAAGAAAGUUAUUUGGUUGCCUCGCGGAUUAUUUGGUGAUGAUGAUACUAAUGGCCAUAUUGACAAUAUGUGCUGUUUUGCAAAGCCUGGUGUGGUUUUGUUGUCCUGGACUGAUGAUGAAUUAGAUCCUCAAUAUGAACGUUCUGUUGAAGCCUUUUCUGUUCUCUCCAAUGCUACUGAUGCUAGAGGUAGAAAAUUACAAAUAAUCAAACUUCACGUGCCAGGGCCUCUUUAUAUGACAGAUGAAGAGGCUUCUGGAAUUCUUCAGGAUGAUAAUGCUAAACUGAGAGUUGCUGGUACAAGACUUGCUGCUUCCUAUGUUAACUUCUAUAUUGCCAAUGGAAGGAUCAUAGCACCAGUAUUUGGGGACCAAAAGUGGGAUGAUGAAGCUGUUCGUGUCCUGUCUCUGGCCUUUCCAAAUCAUGAAGUGGUAGGAAUUAAAGGUGCAAGGGAGAUUGCUUUGGCAGGUGGAAAUAUACAUUGCAUCACACAGCAGCAGCCAGCCAUUGCCUAGAGUUAUGCAACUGCUUCUUCUCAGUGUGCCAGCAUCAGAGGCAAACUCUUGUGUGAGGGACAGAGACCCUUUGAAUCCUGUGUAUUUUAGUACAAUAUGGUUACCCCAACUUAAUUUUAAUUCCAAGUUACUGGUACAUCUAUGAUGGGACUGUGGUUUGCUUUGGUUCAAUGGCAAACUUUUAGUCUCCUAGUUCUCAGUACAGAUGAGAAGUAUCUGAACAGGCUUAAUUGCAGCAAAAUCAAAUUGAGAUCCACAUGUUUAGAGCAUGUGUCUGAUUCUUCAUUUAAUAUAUACUAUUCUCAUA